Molecule: messenger RNA, 9111 nt
Organism: Leptidea sinapis
Lineage: Eukaryota; Metazoa; Arthropoda; Insecta; Lepidoptera; Pieridae
Gene: Nf1
Product: neurofibromin
Exons: 67
Coding region: 83-8386 (2767 amino acids)
Biological process (GO): regulation of GTPase activity
Source: RefSeq, a predicted model, not a curated record
CUCGAAAUUAGGUGGUAGUGAAACAGCAAGUAGUGAGAUUUUAUUUAUUUUAAAAUAUUUUUUACAAGUUUAAUUUAAUAAAAUGGGCACACAAAAACCUGGAGAGUGGGCCAAUACUUUGAUAUCAAGGUUCGAGGAACAAUUGCCGUACAAAACGGGAGCCCAGAGUCUUCACUCCCGCAUCAACGAAGAACAGUGUAAGGCAUGUCUUGUUCAGAUCAGCAGGCAUCGUUUCUCGCUCGUCAUAUCAGGCCUCACCAAGAUACUACAGAGAGUCAACGAAAUGUAUCAGCCUACGCUAACAUCUUGUAUACCUCGGCCACUCACAGAGAUCGAGAAAGGUUACCACGACACUCUUGUGAUAGUUUUGGACACUUUGGAGAUAUGCCUCAGCUCACAACCCAAAGAUACCGCAAAGUAUGACGAAGCAAUGAAUGUGAAGAUACUAUUAAAGGAAGUUUGCCAGUUUAUUGAUAUAAGAAAUGAAGGCAACAUACAGAACGCUUUACUCCGUCAAUUGGCAAGCAAAGUUCUCUUUGCUCUAAGCCUAAACUUCUUCAAUGCUGUUUUUAACAGGAUUAGCGCAAGACUACAGGAACUUGCAUCUAGCUCAGAUGAAAACCCCGAUUAUACAGAUAUAGAACUUAUACAAUAUAUAAAUAUUGAUGUUUUAAGGCUUAUCAGACUAUUUACAGAAUGUAUACAAAAGUUUAAGUUAUUACGGAAAUAUACACCAAUAGUUUUAGUGUUGGCGCUUGAAAAGGCUGUCUGGAACUGGAUGGACACUUAUCCUCAGGAAUUCAUAGAAAUACAAUCACGGCCUAACGAUGAACUCAGCAAAUGCUGCGACACAUUGUUUGAUAUUCUGCAGGACAGCUUCUCAGAAAACAAGAAAAGUCGCGUCGCCAUGUGGCCGCUACAAAUCAUGCUACUUAUAUUAAACCCCAAAGUUCUGGAAGAAAUCGUGAAUGCAGACAGCGGUGCGCCGUGUAGUCCUAGACAUUCGAAGAAAAAACAUUUCAUUGACGCUGUCAAGAGAGGAUUGGGUCCACAGAACAACUCCAAGCAGUUGACCGAGGCUGCAGUGGUAACUUGCGUGAAGCUGUGCAAAGCCUCUACAUAUAUCAACAUAUCAGACUCGGGCAACGUAACAUUUGUUCUGGUCAAGUCUGUGAUAAAUGAUUUAAAGGGUCUCCUCUUCAACCCCUCGAAGGUGUUCAGUCGCAACUACGCCACUGGGUACUCAGACCUGGAGCUGGUGACUGACUGCUUCGUCUCCCUCUUCAGGAUCAUGCCUCACACCAACGAUGCUCUCAAAGUCUGCCUGAAUCUCAACAGCAACACCUUCUACCACACUGUCAUUGUUAAUUCAUUACUGAGGAUAAUAAACCAACCUCGCUUACCUUGGUGGCCACAGAUUGAGUUACUGUACCCAAGAGCUGCUGAGCUUCGGGCUAUGAUUACUGAUACUCUAAAUAAAGCGACACAGGGCUAUAUUUCUCACACGACUUUAAGACUGCUCUCGCUGAAGACAAAAGAAAGCAAGAUCGAAGAAAUACCCGUGUAUAGGACGUUGCUGCUGUACUUGGUUCGAUUGAUACAUGCUGAUCCUAUGCUGAUGUUGAGUAACCCGGGUCGUUCUGGGGUGGAGAUUCAGUCUGCGACUACGGAGCUGAUUAACGGUCUUGUAUCGCUGGUGCAUAACACAGACAUGGGAGAGAUAUCCCAGGAAGCAAUGGACGCUUUAUUGGCGCUGCACAAACCGGACAUGGUCCAAAUGUGGAACCCUGAGGCACCCCUCAACACAUUCUGGGAUAUUAGUUCCCAAGUGGUGUACAGCAUCAGUCAAAAGCUUAUCCAGCGACAGAUCGGCAACUAUCGCGAGGUGUUACGUUGGCUAAGAGACGUCCUCAUAUGUAGAAAUGAGUUCCUAACCAAGCAUAAGGAGUAUGCCAAUGUUGGUUCGCAGAUACCUAUAUGCAAACAAGCGCAUAUUAAACUAGAGGUGGUAUUCCUAAUGUGCCUCUGGUCUAUCGACCCGGAAGCCAUAGUCGUUGCUAUGUCGUGCUUCGCGCUCCUGUGUCGCGAAGCAGACAUCAGGUGCGGUGCAGACGAUCUCUCCACUCAUUGCCUGCUGCCCAACUACCAGGUCUUCCACGAGAUAUCGAUGGCUUCCACACAAGUCACUAUUGGCACAGUUGCGUUACAAAAGCGGAUAAUGGCUCUUCUAAGGAAGAUCGAACAUUGCGUGAAUGGAAUACAACCCGUGUGGGAGGAGACAUUCCGGUGCUGGGAUUCUCUCUGCAAACUACUGCAGAAGUAUCCGAAGGGUUUCGGAAUGUUGGAGGACGCAAGUGAACCUCUUCACCGCGCCAAGAGAAGAGUGUCGCAUCAUUCCAGCGCCGAGCAUGACUUUGAGUUACAAAUUCAAGAGUGGGCCAAUAUUACAUCGUUCCUGUGCGCUCUGGGCGGCGUCUGUCUGCAAAGAAAACCUACCACUGUAUGGGCCCUUGGACAUGACUCGAGGAAGUACCACGUCUUGGCAAACAGCACCCAGGAAGUGCAGUACUGUCCAGUGACACAAUUCAUUGGCCAGCUGUUAAGACUGUUGCUAUGCAACAACGAGCGGUUCGCAUCUCACAUUCAGUGCCACGUCAAAGAACUGGUGGGAAAGGAGAUGUCGCCGGCCCUCUAUCCUAUACUCUUCGACCAGAUCAAGGCUAUUGUCGACAAGUUCUUCGAUCAGCAGCAACAGGUGAUGCUAACAGAUAUGAACACCCAAUUCGUGGAGCACACCAUAUUUAUCAUGAAGAGUAUCCUGGACAACAAGGGAGGUGGGCAGCCGGAACACCUCAGCAGCACCUCAAUUGAGGGUCUGAUGCUGGCUAUUGUCAGAUAUGUCCGUCACUUGGAUAUGACUGUACUGUCCGUUCACAUAAAAACCAAACUUUGCCAGGUCGUCGAGGCGAUGAUGAGGCGGCGGGAUGAUUUGUCUUUCAGACAGGAGAUGAAGUUCCGGAAUAAGAUGGUGGAAUACGUGACAGACUGGGUCCUGGGUACCAGCCAUCAGAUCGCCCCGCCGCUGAGAGCUGACGCCUCCACUAUAACGAGAGAGUUGGACCAGGCUUGCAUGGAGGCGGUUGGUGCCUUGCUGAAAGGACUCCCGCUGCAGCCCGAAGAAUCAGAUAGAGGGGAUCUCAUGGAAGCGAAGAGUCAACUGUUCCUCAAAUAUUUUACGCUGUUCAUGAAUCUGCUGAAUGAUUGCAACGAGGUGGAGCUAUCGGAAGGUCCAGGUCGCUUGGAGACGCUCAGAAAGGCGACCAUACAGGCCAUGUCGAACCUACUCAGCGCUAAUAUAGACUCUGGACUUAUGCACAGUAUUGAUCUAGGGUAUCACCGGGAUCUACAAACCAGGGCAGCUUUCAUGGAGGUACUGACGAAGAUACUGCAGCAGGGCACAGAGUUCGAUACCCUGGCCGAGACAGUGCUCGCUGAUAGAUUCGAGCAGCUCGUUCAGCUGGUCACCAUGAUAUCUGACAAGGGUGAACUGCCGAUAGCGAUGGCGCUCGCUAGCGUAGUGAGCACGUCACAGAUGGACGAGUUGGCCAGAGUGUUUGUCACGUUAUUCGACGCCAAGCAUCUUCUGGCACCGCUCCUGUGGAACAUAUUCUAUAGAGAAGUUGAGGUGUCGGACUGCAUGCAGACUCUGUUUCGCGGUAACUCAUUGGGCAGCAAAAUUAUGGCGUACUGCUUCAAGAUAUACGGGCAUGUCUACCUGCAUAAUCUUCUAGAGCCCAUCAUCAACACGCUUCUGGAACAACCCGAGCUGAGCUUUGAAGUCGAUUCCGCGAGAUUGGACCCCAGUGAAGAUAUAGAAAUGAACCGAGCUAAUCUGAUAGAGCUGACCAAGGAGGUGUUCGAACGUAUCGUGAACUCCGCAGACACGUUCCCGCCGCAAUUGAGAAGCAUGUGCCACUGUCUGUAUCAGGUUCUGAACAAACGGUUCGCCCAGUUUCCGCACACGAGUGUUGGCGCUGUCGGUACUGUUCUAUUUCUCAGAUUUAUCAACCCUGCCAUAGUAUCACCGCAAGAGAUGGGGAUCGUGAACCGGCCGAUACCGGCGCAGAUCAAGCGAGGGUUGAUGCUCAUGUCCAAGAUCCUACAGAACAUCGCCAACCACGUGGAGUUCUCCAAAGAGCAGCACAUGUUGCCCUUUAACGACUUUUUGAGGGCGCACUUUGAAACUGGACGCAAAUUUUUCAUACAGAUUGCGUCAGACUGUGAGAGCGUGGAGCAAGCGUCCCACAGCCUGUCGUUCAUAAGCGACGCCAAUGUGGUAGCGUUGCACAGACUGCUAUGGAAUCAUCAGGAGCGAAUUGGAGACUAUCUGUCAAGCAGUCGGGAUCACAAGGCGGUGGGGAGGCGACCUUUCGAUAAGAUGGCGACUCUACUUGCGUAUUUAGGACCUCCAGAACACAAACCAGUGGAGUCUUCGUCGAGUCUGCUAUUCUCGACGUACGCGCGCUGGUCAUCCAUCGACAUGUCCUCGACGAACUUCGAGGAGUUCAUCGUGAAGCACAACAUGCACCAGAAGGAGGAGUUUAAGAGCAUCAAGAGUCUGAACAUCUUCUACCAAGCCGGCACCAGCAAACUUGGCAAUCCUGUCUUCUAUUUCAUAUCUAGGAGGUACAAGAUCGGCGAGGUGAACGCUGAUCUCCUGAUCUACCACGUGAUUCUCACUCUGAAGCCCUUCUGCCAGCAGCCCUUCGAACUCAUCAUCGACUUCACGCACACCAACUCCGACAACAGAUUCAGAACGGACUUCCUCCAGAAAUGGUUCACAGUACUGCCGGAGGUCGCGUAUACAAACAUACACGCCAGCUACAUAUACAACUGCAACGGCUGGGUUCGAGAGUACACCAAGUUUCACGAGACCAUAUUAGCUCCAUUGAGGGGCAACCGCAAGUUGAUAUUCAUAGACAACCACGCUCGCCUUUGUGACUACAUAGACAGCGACCAACAGAAACUACCAGGGGCGACGCUGGCUCUGGAGGAAGAUCUUAAAGUGUUCAACAACGCUCUCAAACUGUCGCAUAAGGACACUAAAGUUGCUAUCAAAGUUGGUCCCACGGCUCUGCAAAUCACUUCAGUAGAAAAAACCAAAGUACUGGGGUUCCCUGUACUACUUAAUGAUGUGUACUACGCUUCUGAGAUAGAUGAGGUAUGUUUGGUGGAUGACAACCAGUUCUCACUAUCGAUAGUAAACGAGGCGACUCCGCUCAGCUUCAUACAUAACGACUGCGACAACAUCGUACAGUCGAUCAUACACAUACGGAACAGAUGGGAGCUCAGUCAGCCGCAAGACUCAGUAACAGUCCACCAGAAGAUAAGACCGAAGGAUGUUCCGGGCACACUUCUCAACAUGGCCUUGUUGAACCUCGGCUCAUGCGACCCCAACCUACGGACUGCUGCUUACAACCAGCUGUGUGCCCUCACAGCCACCUUCCAUCUGAAGAUCGAGGGACAACUCCUGGAGACAUCUGGUCUGUGCAUUCCAUCGAACAACACGAUCUUCAUCAAGUCAGUGAGUGAGAAGCUGGCUCACAACGAGCCUCAUCUAACCCUGGAGUUUCUCGAGGAAUGCAUACAGGGUUUUCGUGGUUCUACUAUUGAACUGAAGCAUCUGUGUCUGGAGUAUAUGACGCCGUGGCUUGCUAACUUGGUGAAAUUCUGCAAGCCAACCGAAGAAUCUCGAAGGCAGAAGCAAGUGGCUCAAAUACUAGAGAAACUGAUAGAAUUGACCAUAGAGGAAACAGAGAUGUAUCCAUCCGUUCAGGCCAAGAUCUGGGGCUCCAUUGGCCAGGUGCCUGAGCUCAUUGAUAUGGUGCUGGAUAGCUUCAUACAACGUAGUGUGGACUCAGGUCUAGGCUCUCCGAUGAUAGAAAUAAUGGCAGAUACCGCGGUCGCUCUCGCCUCAGCGAACGUUCAACUCGUGUCCAAAAAAGUUAUUGGACGCAUGUGCAGAGCUCUGUAUAAACUGCCCAAUAAUAUACUGGGGCCUAUAACACCAGCUACUGUCGUUGACAAGACCUGUCAUUCGCCGACAGCCAUGUUGGAGCAACACAUGAUGUGGGAUGACAUUGCCAUACUGGCCAGAUACUUGCUGAUGCUCUCGUUCAACAACUGCCUGGAUGUGGCCCGUCACUUGCCGUAUCUGUUCCACACCGUGACCUUCCUCGUCUGCUCGGGGACGCUCUCCAUGAGAGCUGCCACUCACGGUCUGGUCAUCAACAUCAUCCAUUCGCUCUGCACUUGCAAUUCGCCGACCUUCUCUGAGGAAACACAGCGGGUUCUGAUGCUGUCUCUAGACGAGUUCGCCCUGCCGAAGUUCUACCAAAUGUUCGGCAUCUCCAAAGUCAAAUCUGCAGCCGUCACUGCCUUCCGGAGCCCCUACCAUCGACAUACCGGUGACUGGUACUCGGAACAUUCUUACGGCUGCAGUCAAUCGUCCUGCUUCAUGGGCACAUCUUUGCCGGCAUCAGCCUCCGACAGAGAGAGACUUCCGCUGCAGUCGCUGGAAACAAUAACCGACGCACUGCUGGAGAUCAUGGAAGCCUGCAUGAGGGAUAUUCCUGACUGUGACUGGCUCAACACCUGGAUAUCGUUAGCAAAGAGUUUCGCGUUCUGCUACAACCCCGCGCUGCAGCCAAGGGCAUUGAUCGUGUUUGGAUGCAUCAGUAAAAACGUAACUGAUGACGAUAUGAAACAACUGCUCCGGAUUCUGGUGAAGGCUCUGGAGUCGUUCAACGAUAUGGCACUACUGGAAGCCAUCAUUAUGUGUCUCACGAGGCUGCAGCCGUUACUGUAUUCUGAAUCACCAAUUCACAAGGCUCUGUUCUGGGUGUCUGUGUCGGUGCUCCAGUUGGACGAACCCACACUGUACGCGGCUGGGCUUGCCUUGUUGGAGCAGAAUCUCCAUACCCUUGACUCGCAGGGACAGUUUGAGAAUAAGAGUCUUCAACAAGUGAUGAUGGAGACUCGAGAGCCUCUGGAGUGGCAUUUCAAACAGUUGGACCAUGCGGUGGGGCUGAGUUUCCGGUCGAACUUCCACUUCGCUCUGGUGGGUCACCUGGUGAAAGGGUACCGUCACCCGCUUGCUGCGACCGUCUCUCGCUCCAGUCGAGUGCUGAGCGCUCUAUUGGCCCUAGCGGCUAAGCCUAACCGUGACAAGUUUCGACUGACUAACAGCACAGUUGCAUACCUCACAGCGCUUGUGUGCGUGAGUGAAGAAGUAAGGUCGAGAUGUGCGGUGAAACAUUCAUUGCCCAAGUGGUUGCCCGACAACUGCGACCACUAUUGCCCGGCUGCUGACCAUCUACAGUCAUCUCUUCUGAUCCAGGGUAGGCUGUCAUCAUCGUCGUCGUGCCACAGCAAGCGACAGAAGUCCUGGGAAAUGCUAGAUCAAGCCAUAUUAUCACAUGGAGGCAAAUCUCCAACAAUUACUCAGUCAAGUAGUGGAGCACAGAGUCCACAUCCAAGUAACAUUUCACAUCAGGCGUCGGCGAGAAUGCGCUUCAAGACGCAAAGAUCGUUUUCUGUUCCCACUGCUAAGGAGACCAUUAAACCACCAAGGGAUAGCGAGGGCCGCGCGCACAGCGUUCAACACGGGUGCACGGGUCACGCGGCGCGAGAUAAUACCGAUGAUUCUGUUGAUGGUGAUGAAGACGGACGUGUCUCGCAAAUUAGCCUGGAGGACUCUGAGCGACCUGGUUCUACUAAAUCCGGUGACAGCGGCUUCCCUGCUGAUGAUAAACACUCGACGUCAGACAAGAACUCGUUGGAAUGCAACAGUCUGCUGGACCCUGCAGUGCUGUCUGACUUCACUACUCAAGCUCUUGUGCUUACUGUGUUAGCCACGCUAGUCAAGUAUACCUCUAACGAAGACGAGAUUAGAAUCCUGUACCAAUAUUUGGCGGAGGGAUCGAUUGUGUUUCCAAGAGUAUUUCCCGUCAUCCACAGCCUGUUAGACAUGAAGAUCAACCACGUGUUGAUGCACUGCAGUGACCAGGUCAUACUGAGUGCGGUCCAGUGCAUCAUUCAGAAUAUGAUAGCUUCAGAAGACGCCAGCCAACAGCAGCUACACUACAUGCAGAGCUGCGGUUUUGGCGGCCUGUGGAGGUUUGCCGGACCCUUCACCAAGAAUCAGUGCACGGCGGAAAGCAGCGAGUUGUUUGUGAACUGUCUGGAGGCGAUGGUGGAGACUUGCCUGCCGGGAGAUGAACCGGCGUCUCGAGAACCACCGCCAGACCCUGACUGUGUGGAAUCAGAGAGAUACACAAUUCCACUUCGGCCAUCGACCAUAUACUGUUCCUCUCAGGAGCCCUAGCAUAAACAUGAUGCACGUACGAGCUGCGCUGAUACAACGAAGAAAUAGAUAUUCUCGACCUUAGUAAUAUUAUAUAUUAUAACCAUUUACGUAUGAUACAAUUUCUCUCGUGUACGUAACUGAAGUAGGAAUAGUAAUGGACUUGCAAUGACGCGUGCGCGCGCACGAGAUUGCACUUUAAUGUUCAAGAUAUAGAGUCUAAAAUAGAGUGCAUCUUUUAACGCUACUAAUAUAAAGUACUCUAAUACUUGUAUGCAACAAAGCUCGGACACUUUUUGGUCUCGAUUUCUUAGCUAUUGUGUAUGUCUUUAGUAUUGUUAAACAAAGAUUAUAAGCUAUUAAAAUCAUAUCGAGCGGCUGUAUCGUGAUCAACUGUAAUAAUUCGCGUGUUGAUAAUGGGACCGGUGGCCAUCUUGAUGACGUCAGGUCAAUCACCAAUAAAAAGUUUUUAUUGCCAUCGUAGUGACGUCACGCAGACGUCCGUGUUAGAACACGGCGUCUUUUCGCCAAAACAGUAGCUACACCAAUAGGUCUGUUAUCAGCGAGUAUGUGGGCUUUACACUCAUUAACACUAAUCUAGGGAUAUGUUUGAUUGCUUUAUAAAGUAAAUGGAAGAAUUAAAGGUUAUCUUUUGACCUUUAGUAGCAGCGAGCGCGCUUUAGUAUUCUAAUAUAAGAUAAUUUAAACUAAUAACAGUACCUAAAACGGGAUUAUUGAGUUUUUCA